AGGGAAAAUAAUUAAUAUGAAAUUCGUCACGAAAGUGAAAAUUUCUGCGUUUCUUUUCAUAAUUUGCAAGCAGUUGGUGUUAUCGGAUAAUGAAUUUCUCAACAAAUGUCCCGAGUUUAAUCCUCAAAAUGAGCUUGUGGAAUUAGAUUUCAGGCCUGUGGUUUGGUGGCGAACUCAUAACUCACUAUGAGGGGAGAGGUGGAUACAUUCAAGCUAGUGACAUUUGCACAUUUAUUCAAAUUGAAGAAAUUCAUGAGUGGGGUGAUUACAAUUAUGAUUAUGACGACAGAAAUAAUCAUAGAAGCAGACACUUUGAUUAUAAUCCCGACCGCUAUCGUUUUCUUGAACUAACUUGGAGUGAAGCAGACAAAACUGCAAAAUACACGCUAAAGUUUUUAAGCAAGAAACGAGGAUUAUGGAUCGGUACCGAACCACCGAAAGGAAGCAUCCGACGAAACCAUCUUUUGCAUAGCCACUACACUGGAACAAUUCAAGUCAUGAAGGCAGUUGGAAACCAUUUGGUGUUAACAUUCUGUGAGAAAUCUGAACUAUUUACAAUCAUUCUCACAAGAACAAAGAAUUUAAUGCCUAUCGAGGAUGUCGAAUCUAUUCAUGCUUUAUUGGGCAGAAGAGGUCUAGCAGUUCAAUCUGUUCGUGAACUGUGUCGAAAUAAUUCAGCAAUUCGUCUCACGCUUCAUACCGCAGUUGUGUUCACUUUAAUGAUGAUAUUUUUAAUGGGAAAUUAAGAAAUUUCAUUUUCUUCUUCUUUUCUAUUUGCUUAAAUUUAAGAGAAACAAAACAUUCAUUCUUGAGCUUUUCCCAAUUUUAUUGAACUUUUAAACAUGAAUAGUUUUUAUUUCGAUAGAGAUGAUAAUUUAUGUGGAAAGCUUCCGCCAUAAAUAAAUAGCAGACAGAUUGUUGUUAUCAUGUGACCAGCAUAAAUAAUUUAAAAUCUUUUGAAGAUAAAUGUACGUGUGAUUAGAUAUUUAAGAUUUUAUUCAGAUCUCAC
Clunio marinus is the source of this 1009-nucleotide messenger RNA. The record is from the annotation of a GenBank genome assembly. NCBI's taxonomy places the organism in Eukaryota, Metazoa, Arthropoda, Insecta, Diptera, Chironomidae.